CGCCGCCUCUCUCCUCGCCCCCCAUCCCUUGUUAGUCAAUUAACCAACCAAUCGAUUCGACCUCUUUAUCUCACUUUUCAUCCGGACCCAUAUGUCAAAUGUUUGGUGAUGAGGUUGCCACUGUGGUUGGAUAGAAUCAGUAGAACAACUAAUCAAUCAGUGUAUGCGCUCGUGAUGAUAUCUUUAACGUACUGAAGUUAUUGCGGUCAAGAUCCCGUUCUGAAUAAAAUCUUCAAAGAAGUGUAGCUUGAGUCAGUCGCUUUAAUAAAUACAAGAAGCAUGUCACGGGUUUCCGGCAUGUGGGGGCUGGCGCCUGGCUGGCAGGGCAAGUGGAGGUGGAGCUCGUUUGCUUCGGAUUGGGUUCGGGAGUUCCGAAUCUAAGGCUAAGGGGGUCCCAGGUGGCAUGCCAUGACUAAUCAGUGAGUUCCCAAUUGUUGGCCCGGUAUGACGACGGUCGGCAACUGGUCUGAUGAUGGCUGCGUCCAUGAUGGUGGUGAGCACACUGGAGCUGGAAGCAUUACUCCCUCUUCGCAAUGUUUGUCCACGGCCACCGUGUACAGCCGUUAGGUGGUGUCAUAUUUUGUCGUGUUGUUUCACGGGCAAUUGUGGUUGAUGUUUCCAAGGCUGCAACUUUUGCGAACAUGGGUGCAGACAAUGUUGUUUCUGGUGGGAAAACAAAAUUGCAAACGAGGUGAUAACAUCUAUGGCUCGGAUUCAACUGAUGCUGCCAAGUCUAUGGAUGCGGCGAUUGCCCCAGCCAUUGACAUGAAACUUCCUUGGGCUGCUGUGAUUGGAAACCAUGACCAAGAGGGUACCCUGUCGCGUGAGGGUGUGAUGCGUCACCUUGUGGGCAUGAAGAACAGCCUCUCAAGCUUCAAUCCGGGAGGAAUUGAAAUUGAUGGUUACGGCAAUUAUAAUUUGGAAGUUUCUGGGGUUGAAAGAACAUCACUGGAUGAAAAAUCAGUGCUCAACCUGUAUUUUCUUGACAGCGGUGACUAUUCUACUGUGCGCUCAAUCAAGGGUUAUGGUUGGAUCAAGGCUUCGCAGCAAGUCUGGUUCCAGCAAACAUCUUCAAGACUACAGAGAAAGUAUAUGGAUGAAAACCCAAAGCAGAAGGAGCCAGCACCUGGCCUUGUGUUCUUCCACAUUCCACUGCCGGAGUUUAGCAGCUUUACAGCAACCAAUUUCACAGGAGUGAAGCAGGAGGGUAUCAGCUCACCAUCAAUCAACUCUGGUUUCUUUGCCACCAUGGUGGAGUCUGGAGAUGUGAGGGCUGCCUUUGUAGGACAUGAUCACAUUAAUGACUUUUGCGGGACGCUCAGUGGUAUUCAGCUGUGCUAUGCUGGUGGAUUUGGUUACCAUGCCUACGGGAAGGCCGGGUGGUCAAGAAGAGCGAGGGUGGUGUCUGUGCAACUUGAGAAGACAGAUAGCGGUGAGUGGGGAGGAGUGAAGUCCAUCAAGACAUGGAAGAGGCUUGAUGAUCCCCAUCUCAGCACAAUUGACUCUGAGGUCCUCUGGAACAGAGGCUCUAAUGGAACCUAUUUUUUCAACACCACUACUAAUCUAGGAAUUGCCAAUUGACAGGGAGGCGCAGGAAGAAUCCUGAUGGUAGUUAACUCAUGAUGCGGACGGCAAAUGGUGCGCCGUAUGGGAUCUCUGUGCAUCAGUGUGUAUUGUUGGAUGGACAAUUUACCGUAGAGUUGCAAAAUACAUAAGUGUAGAUGGAGGGAAAGAAGAUCAUAUACGGCAUGUAUACACAAGUUUUGCACUUAUAUUUUUCCCUGUUUAGAAAAUAACGAACUACAGAGUAAUUGUAAUUCAGUACAACGGUCAACCAUUGCAAGGGCUUAAAUAUAGUGCAAUGGUCAAAGGAAAAUGAGAAUGCAACGCCAUUGCAGUCC
Messenger RNA from Phragmites australis (common reed), 1901 nucleotides. Its product is annotated as probable inactive purple acid phosphatase 29. The coding region runs from base 613 to 1581 and encodes 322 amino acids. NCBI's taxonomy places the organism in Eukaryota, Viridiplantae, Streptophyta, Magnoliopsida, Poales, Poaceae. Gene Ontology annotation, molecular function: hydrolase activity, acting on ester bonds. The transcript is spliced from 4 exons. The record is from RefSeq and is a predicted model, not a curated record. Gene Ontology annotation, cellular component: cytoplasm.